AUGAGCCCACCUAGCCUAUCAGCGGCGGGCGACCUCGACGUCCACGGUGACAUGGCAUCAACGCCUCCACCACCGUCAUCAACGUCGUACCAUACCAACGACGUCGCCUCCACUACCUCCGUCACGCUCACUAAAGAGCAAUUCUACGAGCUGAUCAGGAACCAGCGCCCCGCACGGGACGACGACGCAUUCUCCAUGCGUCAGCGCCUACCCCCAGCCAACCCUCCGGUCUUCCCCGACGACUCGAAACUUACGGAGGACAAUUACGUUGACUGGGUCCCCACGAUGCCGCCAUGCUCGCCCUCUUGGGCUGGAUUCAACGCUCGGACGAAUCGAGCGACGGUCCCCGUUGCGAAGGCGGUCGUGCCGACCAAACGCUCUGCACCAGGCAAGAAGGGAAAAUGGGAUCGUUCUGGUCCUGCCCCGAGCAACUGCCCAGCUUGUGGUCAAGGCAAACACUGGCUCGACAAGUGUCCGGAAUUGCGCAAGCGAGCCAAGUACCUCGAGCUCAAGAACGCCAUGAAGGAACUCCAAGGCUCAUCAUCGCCUGCGUCCACGUUCGUGGCCACCGAGGCAGCAUCCAAGGAUCAACACCUGUCCGUCGUUUCUUCUGCUACGUUUGUCAACAUCGGGCCACCGGCGGAAAUCCUUCUGCUAGACUCGGCGUCGGCGUGCCACGUCGUCAACGAUGCGUCCUUCUUUGACGGCCCCCUUUCGCCUACCCCGCAAGUCCUGCAAGGUCUAGGGGGAACGGUGAAGGCCUCGGGAAUCGGCUCGGUCAAGCUCGUCUCCGAUAAUGGUACCAGGUUCACCCUCAACGACGUGAUCUACGCCCCCGAGAGCCCUGCCAACCUCAUCUCAGUCCGGGCCUUCGACCGCAAAGGCGUUCGCAUCACCUUCGAACACGGACAAGUCGAGCUCCGCACGCCGCAAGGGUGCAUCGCCACAGCAUCAGCCAUCGCGUCCUGCGUUUACAAACUCAACGCUUCGGUCCAAGCUGCCAGCAAAGAUGCGCGACACACCCUCGUUGCCACCAAGUCCAAUAGGCUACCUUUACUUACCCUUCACCGGCGCUACGGCCACGCCUCUGUCCAGACACUUAAAAAACUGGCGGCCUCUGGCCAGGUGGAGGGUUUAGAUUGGCCCUAUAGUGACUUCGAGUGUGAUGGCUUCACCUGCAACGCGUGCCUUGCCUCCAAAGCGCAUCGUUUGCCUUUCCCCUCUUCGUCGUCGCAUGCCGCGGAACCACUCGCAUUGGUGCACUCGGACGGUGCACUCGGACGUCUUAUCUUUCCCCGAAGAAUCCUUAGGCCAUAAGCGAUACCUCGUCACGUUCAUCGACGACUUCUCGAGGAAGACUUGGGUUUACCCUAUCGGGCACAAGAGCGAGGUCCUUCAGACAUUCAAGGAUUGGCUUCUGGAGAUCGAAAACGCCACGGGUCGCAGGGUCAAAACACUUCGCUCGGACAACGGGGGCGAGUAUGUCUCUACCGCUUUCAACGGCUAUUGCGUGGCCCGCGGAAUUCAUCGCGAAUUGACCAUACCGUACACACCCGAGCAAAACGGUCGGGCUGAGCGAGCCAACCGGUCGAUCGUCGAGGGCACCCUGGCUCUACUGUCUCACUCGGGACUCCCACGAUCGUGCUGGGACGAGGCUGCCAUGUGUUACAUUCACGCCAAGAACCUCUCGCCUCAUGCGGCCCUUGGUGGAGCCAUCCCAAACAGUCGUUGGUCGGGCCACACACCAAGCGUAGGGGGUCUUCGGGCAUUCGGUUGUCGCGCUUGGACCACCGUGCCGGCUCACCGACGGGACAAGCUCGACCCAAAAGGGAUUCCUCUGGUCUUCGUCGGGUACGAUCGACACGCGAAAGCCUACCGUCUUCUCGAUCCUUCCUCCAUGCGUGUGAGUCUGGGCCGCAAUGUGACGUUCGUAGAAACCGAGUUCCCCUUCGCUAUCGCGCCCACCCGAGUGACGCAGCCGUCCAUCCCGGGUUACGCCCCCCAGCCCCCACCCGUCGAAGCUCCAACACCCGUCGAGCCUCCCCCACGGCCACCGGCCCCAACGCCUGUCGAGGCACCCGCGUCGCCCGCAUCGACCAGCUCGGCCGACAACGACGACGCCUCAUCGACCACGAGCGCAACGACGGAGUCAGCCGUGAACCUGCCGCAACCACCUCCGGAUCCAGCUCCACUCGCCAAAGUCAAGCCGAGUUGGGAGUACGGCGACGUCGCCAAGGUUGGUCCCGAUCCAGGGAAGUACGGUGAAGUCGACGCUCGAAACAUCAUUGAUGGCCCCCGGACUCGCCGCCAACCCGUUCCCACCAUGAUCACGCGGGAACAGCCAGUCGACGGCACCGACGGACCCACCGCCUCUUUCAAGAGCCUGCUCCUUGCCUUCGCAUCCACCAAGGCCGGCUUCGCAGAUCAUGACUUGUCGGUUGUUCGCGAUCCGGCAAAUUGGGGCGACGUCAUCCGAUCGGGACAAGAGGACGUUUGGGGCGCUCCGGCACAGGAUGAAUUCGAUUCGCUUCUGAACGAUUACGAGGUCUUUCAAAUCGUCGAAUCCUGUGAGCUCCCAGCGGGUGAGAUCCUCCUGCGGUCGGGCUGGGUGUUCCGGACUAAACGCAACCAGCAUGGCGACAUCACCGAUCACAAGGCCCGACUUGUUGCUCACGGAUGUGCCCAACGCCCUGGCCUUGACUUCGAGAAGACCUACGCCCCUGUCGUCAAAUUCACGUCCAUUCGAGCCCUCAUCGCACUCGCCGCGGCCAACGGCUAUCACGUCCAUCAGGCCGACGUCAACAAGGCGUAUUUACACGGCAAACUUGACAAGCCUCUCUACAUGCGCGUCCCUCAGGGCAUAAACCUGCCAGGCAAGAUCCUCAAGCUGUCCAAAUCCAUCUACGGCCUUCGCCAGGCCGGCACCAUCUGGAACGCUGAGAUCGACUCGACUCUGCGGUCCCUCGGAUACGUCCCCACCAGGUCUGACAUCUGUAUCUACCGCCGCGAACACGACGGGCACUCACACUAUAUUGCCUUGUACGUCGACGACUUGCUUUUGGUUGGUCCCUCUACCGCCGAAAUCGAGCGGGUGCUGGACGCGCUGGAACUCGCAUACGGCAUCAAACGUCUCGGACCUGCCGAAUAUAUUCUAGGCAUCCAAGUCAAACGUGGACAAGACGGCUCUAUCACGCUCUCACAAGAGCGCUACCUUCGGGACAUCCUUGCCAGGUUCCAAUUCACCGAUGCCAAGCCGGCAAGUAUUCCAAUGCAGCCAGGUGUCGUCCUUGACUUCGAGGACUUGGCGGCCACUCCUCAGGAUCGUACGCGCUACUUGCAGGCCAUCGGUUCGUUGAUGUACGCCGCAGUUGGAACUCGUCCGGACCUCGCCUUCGUGGUCAGCUACCUCGCUCGCUUCUCCCAGCAGCCUGGCCCGGAGCAUUGGACAGCCAUCAAGCAGGUCCUCCGUUACAUCAAAGGCACGCUGGACUUGGGCCUCACCUAUCGCAAGACCAGCCAACCACUCCGUGGCUACUCGGAUGCGAACUGGGGAGCCUGUCUAACGACCUCACGAUCGACCAUGGGCUACGCGUUCAUCUUGUCCGGAGCCGCUAUUGCUUGGUGCUCCAAACGCGAGCACAGGGUGGCCAAGUCCACUACCGACGCAGAGUACCUCUCUCUUUCGUACACAAGCGGUGAUGCCAUCCACCUGAGCGAACUCCUGGCUGAACUUGGCGCUCCGGUCUCCGGUCCAGUCGUACUCUACGGGGACGACCAAGGUUCGCUGGCUCUUGCGCAGCACCCGACCAACCAUCAGGGGUCUCGUCAUGUUCGCAUCUCGGAACAUUACGUCCGCGAGAGGGUAGCUGAGAAGGAGAUCGAGGUCCGCUACAUCGCCACCGGCGACAUGAUUGCCGAUAUUUUCACCAAAGCCUUGGGUCCCAAGCCGUUCAUCUUCCAUCGGGAGAAUUUGGGUUUGCGAGGUGCAGUGGUAUGA
Microbotryum saponariae is the source of this 3997-nucleotide messenger RNA. NCBI's taxonomy places the organism in Eukaryota, Fungi, Basidiomycota, Microbotryomycetes, Microbotryales, Microbotryaceae. The record is from the annotation of a GenBank genome assembly.